UGGGGGGGACUGGGAGGAACUGGAGGCACCGGGAGCCGGGGUGGUGUCCGGGCAGGGGCUCUGGGGACCCAGCGGGGGCUGUGCCCGCAGGAUGCUGAUGCGCUCCUGGAAGUCGCUGUUCACGGGGCGGCUGCUGCUGCUGACCAACACGCUGAGCUGCGGGGGGCUGCAGGCGGCCGGGGAUGUCCUGCAGCAGCAAUGGCACCGCCGCAAGCACCCCGAGAGCCAGCUCCAACUGGGACGCACUGGCAGGAUGUUUGUGGUGGGCUGCAGCCUGGGGCCGUUGAUGCAUUACUGGUACCUGUGGCUGGACUCAGCCCUGCCUGCCCGGGGCGUGCGGAGCCUCAGGACGGUCCUGAAGAAAGUGCUGAUUGACCAGGUGGUGGCAUCACCCAGCAUGGGAGCCUGGUUCUUCCUGGGCAGCGGCACCUUGGAGGGCCAAUCCCUCCAGCAGAGCUGGGACGAGCUGAAGCAGAAAUUUUGGGAAUUCUACAAGGCUGACUGGUGCGUGUGGCCGGCGGCGCAGAUCCUGAAUUUCCUCUUUGUGCCGCCCACGUACCGCGUGGUUUAUGUCAACGUGGUGACUCUGGGCUGGGACACGUACCUGUCCUACCUCAAACACCGGAAUCCAGCACGCAGCGCCGGGGCGUAGAGAGGGGACGAGGCUGUUCCAGAGGCUCCUGCCUGCACCAAAUGGGAUUUCUGGGCAUUGUGGAUCACCUCAGAAUGGAGGGACAGAGCCACCCCUCCACAUGCCUGCUGCUGAUUAAUUUAUCUGCUAAUUACAGCCAUGGGUUGGGGUUGUAACAAUCUCUUGUGCAGGAUAAGA
This is a messenger RNA of Catharus ustulatus (Swainson's thrush), 829 nucleotides long. RefSeq names its product MPV17 mitochondrial inner membrane protein like 2 (gene MPV17L2). Gene Ontology annotation, biological process: mitochondrial ribosome assembly. Gene Ontology annotation, cellular component: cytoplasm; membrane. The transcript is spliced from 6 exons. The record is from RefSeq and is a predicted model, not a curated record. Lineage: Eukaryota; Metazoa; Chordata; Aves; Passeriformes; Turdidae. The coding region runs from base 92 to 652 and encodes 186 amino acids.